CACAAUGUGAAUUUCACAUAAUAUGUGAAGUCAUAAAUCAAACCACUGGAGAUCAAAUGCGAGUUGAAGCCAUAUUGAUUGGAUAUACAAUAAUCCAAACCCAUUUACCACAUGUUCGCCUUUGCUAAUCUUAAUCGACACGAGUAUCAAAUACAAAGUGGAUGAUGAUGAUCAUCGAAAAUUUUCUUCAUAAAUAAACAAGAUUAUUGGUGCAAAUGACUAAGAGAUGAUUGUGUUUUGGGAGAAGUUUGACUCACCAACUGGAAGUUAUUACCAACAAUACAAUUAAUUAUUUAAACUAUCACAAUGUCUGGAGAAGUAUUUGGAAGAGCGAACGACGAAAGAACUCCUCUGUUACGGCCGCGACAAGAAGACCGAGGAAACGAUGAUGCCAGUAAUCCAUUCAACUAUAAUGCGACUAGCAGUGCAGAAAUGGCAAUCAACAGUACAGACGAAGAUGACCGGGUGUUAUCUCAGAGUAUGGACGAGGACAAUAUUUUGGGCCUUCUGAGGAGACGACGAAGUUAUGAAAGUCAAGAAGGAGGUGUCGUAUCUUCAUCAUCACUCCCAGGCGAUCUACCUCAUAGACCAACUAACGAACCUAAAACGGUUCGAACUGGAAAUCUCAAUUUACUUUCCUCAAAAUUUGAAAGUUUGGAUUACGAUAUAUGCGAAAACUCUUUGCUGAUUGACGAAGAACGAACUAAAGGAUAUCAAUUUAUUGCAAAAAAGGACCUCUUAAGAUGGGUGAUAAUGAUCUUUAUUGGUAUCUUCACUGCAUUAAUUGCCUGCUGUAUUGACAUUGCAAUUGAAGAAGGAUCUGGAGUUAAAUUUAAUUUUUUAAAGAAGCAAGUGGACCAAUGCGUCGAAGACGGUUGUUUAAGCAUACCAUUUUUGUACUGGAUUUUGUGCAACCUCGUUCCAGUGUUGAUCGGUUCUCUACUCGUUGUCUACGUUGAGCCUGUUGCGGCGGGAAGUGGAAUACCGCAAGUUAAGUGCUAUUUAAAUGGCGUGAAGGUCCCUCGCAUUGUUCGAGUAAAGACAUUGAUCGUGAAAGCCAUUGGCGUUACAUGUUCCGUUUUAGGAGGCCUUGCCGUUGGAAAGGAAGGACCAAUGAUUCAUUCAGGUGCUGUAGUUGCUGCCGGUUUAUCUCAAGGAAAAUCUACUACGUUGAGGAAAGAUUUCAAGUUGUUUACAUAUUUCCGAGAAGAUCAUGAAAAACGCGAUUUUGUUUCCGGAGGUGCUGCAGCUGGGGUUGCUGCCGCAUUUGGUGCUCCAGUGGGAGGAGUUCUCUUCAGUUUGGAAGAAGGUGCGUCAUUCUGGAAUCAGAGUUUGACUUGGCGAAUAUUUUUUUGUUCGCUUAUCUCAACUUUUACACUUAAUGUCGUUCUCAGCACGUAUCAUGGGCGGCCAGGCGAAUUGACUUAUUCUGGUCUGUUGAACUUUGGAAAGUUUGAUAACACGAGCUACGACUUUAUAGAAAUUCCUCUUUUUAUUCUAAUGGGAAUUCUUGGUGGUCUACUGGGUGCACUUUUCAAUCAUCUCAACUUUAAAUUGACAGUUUUUCGUAUUAGGAACAUCACGAAAAGAUACGUUAAAGUGCUGGAAGCCGUAUUAGUGUCAGCAGUUACUGCUACUGUUGGAAUGGGGAUGAUUUUAUAUACUAACGACUGCAAACCGUUGGGCGAUGACCCAACGAAAUAUCCUGUACAAAUGUAUUGUGGGGACGGACAAUAUUCUGCGAUCGGUGCUAUAUGGUUCCAAACUCCUGAAGCAAGUGUAAGAAGCCUUUUCCACGAUCCACCAGGAUCUCACAAGCUCACCUCAAUUCUAAUGUUCUUUGCAUUCUACUUCUUUCUGUCAUGUUGGACCUAUGGGCUAAGCGUGUCUAGUGGAUUAUUUAUUCCAUCCUUGCUUACUGGAGCUGCAUGGGGUCGGGUGGUUGGAAUGGGAAUGGAAUACAUGUUUCCCGACAAGUCUUGGGUAAACCCUGGCAAAUAUGCCCUAAUUGGAGCAGCAGCUCAAUUAGGAGGCGUCGUUAGAAUGACGAUCAGUUUAACUGUGAUAUUAAUUGAAGCAACUGGAAACUUGACUCUUGGUUUGCCGUUAAUGAUAACAUUAUUGAUGGCGAAAUGGGUUGGAGACUAUUUUAAUGAGGGCAUUUAUGAUACUCAUAUUCGACUAAUGGGAGUCCCCAUCCUUGAGUGGGAGCCUCCCCCACUAUCGCGCAAUAUUCAUGCAACUGAGGUCAUGUCCACCCCUGUAAUUUCUUUCUCUUCAGUCGAAAAUGUUGGAAGAAUCAUUGACAUACUGACAAAUGAAAGAUAUAAUGGAUUUCCGGUUGUAGACACGCCAAUGUACAAUGAUGGGCGGACUUUUGGGAAGAUACGAGGCCUAAUAUUGCGUAGUCAACUGAUCGUUAUGUUGCAACAUAAACUUUACAAUGAGACCGCAGAAUCUUGGAGUCAUAAAGGAUACACACUCAAACUGUUUCGGGAUGCAUAUCCCCGUUAUCCUACAAUUCAGCAAGUUCACGUGUCGGAUGAAGAGCGACAUUUCACUGUCGACCUCCGACCUAUCAUGAACCCAUCACCUUAUAGCGUGAUGCAUUCUUCGACACUUCCCAGAAUAUUCAAGCUCUUCCGAGGUCUUGGCCUUCGACAUGUGAUCGUAGUAAACGACAAUAAUGAAGUAGUGGGAAUUGUGACGAGAAAAGACUUAGCCCGAUACCGUAUGGAAAAACACAUGGGGAACAUGCGUCUAAGUGAAUUAACUAUUCUAGAUUAACCAUCGUAAUUGAUUUGACUAGUUCUUUUUAAUUUAUUACUGGAGAAUUUUUACCUCAAACUUGGUCCAAGAGGAACAACAGUCUUUCACUAUAAUAACUGUUACUGUUACUACAAAAGGCGUUAGGACAUGGUUUUGACGAAUUCGCGGAUGAAUAUCUCUGGCGGGGAGUUGAAUUUUGAACUGAUUUUUUGUAGGCUGUAAGAUCAUACUCUCAGAAAGAUAUGUUUAAAAUUUUAGGGCGAUAGCUUCAAAAAUGCCCCCUCCAGUGCCCCCAGAGUUGGAAGGAGCCAAAAAAACACUUUCCAAACUGAAUGACUCAUAGGGCAUGAUAACCCAAGAGGUCAGAGGUGGAUGAUUGUUAAUAUUACAACCCUAGAUAAUCAUUGCAUGAAAUAAUAAAAGAAUCCACAAUGAAUUACAUAACGUUGUGCCUCCAUCUUCGCUGAUACUUUUCCAUGAAAAGUGAUAAAUCGGACCGUGCACCGGGAAAUUGACCUGCUGACCUUGAAAACGGACAGACUGGGUCAAAUGAAGAUUGAGGGUAAAGCUGGAUGUGUCCUCAGUAAUAUUAAAACAAACAGUCAAGAUUUUGUAUAAACAGUUUUAGAGAAGGACCCGAGUUAAUCAGCUGUCGCGGAAUCCUAAAAAACUCGUGAACUUAUUUGGAAAAUUAAUGGUAAAUUUUUUUCGAAAAUAAAUUUUAAUAAUCUUUUUGUGUCCCCUA
This is a messenger RNA of Folsomia candida, 3514 nucleotides long. RefSeq names its product H(+)/Cl(-) exchange transporter 7. The record is from RefSeq and is a predicted model, not a curated record. NCBI's taxonomy places the organism in Eukaryota, Metazoa, Arthropoda, Collembola, Entomobryomorpha, Isotomidae. Gene Ontology annotation, molecular function: voltage-gated chloride channel activity. Bases 307 to 2787 code for a protein of 826 amino acids. Gene Ontology annotation, cellular component: intracellular membrane-bounded organelle; lysosomal membrane. The transcript has 20 exons. Gene Ontology annotation, biological process: chloride transport; transmembrane transport.